AUAAAUUAAUAAAAAAAAAUCAAGGAUAGCUUCUGAUUCAGUUGAUAGCCAUAUAAUUUUGUGUCCAAGUUUUAAAACAAAGCCAUCAUAGUUUCCAGUCUUUAAGAAAAUAGUUAUUGCAGUACAGGGAGUCCCCGGGUUACGAAUGGGUUCUGUUCCCGAGGACGUUCUUAAGUCGGAACACAUGCUAUGUGCAUAGUACCGUACUUACAGAAUAAUGUUUAAAAUCCCACUAUAUCAUAGCCUAAGUCCUUAUACAGUAAACAUCUAAAAUCACCUAAUUUAAGACAAAAGAAGAAAUAGAAUGACAAAGUACAGAAAUUUAAGUAAAAAAAAAAAGUCAUCAGGUCAAUAAAAUACUGCAAUAUUCAAGUUUAACCCUGUUCGUAUUGGUGGGCGUUCAUAAGUCAGGGACCCCCUGUAUAGUGUUCUGGAAUUCCAUAGCUAAAUACACUAUGGAGGUAAUAAAAAUCAUGUUGGUAUGUAACAUCUUUGCUCUACCUUAUAAAACUCUUGAAUGUGCAUCCCAUUUCUGUCAUCACAUCUCUUCCCUGAUGCACCACAAUGUAAACAGUGGUGAAAUGAAUACUGUGUAGUAUUAUAUAUCCUUUCAAGUCUUUUAAAGACUAAAGGUUUUCCUUAUACAUAUUGAGUGAUGCAUUCCGAAAAAAAAACGUGUAAACACAAAGUAUUCACUAUAAAUGAAGGUACCUGAAGGUUACCAAUGAAAAAGUGGGGAUUAUGACGAGUUCUAAAGUGUCUUGAGAGGCCAAUAUGAGAAGGCAGGGUCAUCUGCAGAAGUUACAUAUGUGAAGGGCUACAUCUAGUACAGGAACACCAGUUUCAGAGUCGCUCCAAAAAUGGCGCUUGUCUGCCUUAACGUGUAGUUGAACAAACCCACAGGUGUUUAACAUCCUUUCACAAAACAUCACAGUUUAGGAUGAUCGUCUCCAAGGUAAUCUGUAAGCAUGACUGAGAAUCGCCCAGUGAAAAGAAUUCCCAGUAUUUUUGACUCGGAGGAUGACAGUGACGAUGAACCACCUUCACCCGUGACAUUCAGAGCGUUGGCACCAACAUCUUUAAAUGACAGCAAUGGUGAACCCCCGCCACCACCUGGGUCACAUAUUUCAGGCUCCUCAUCAGACUCUGAAGACAGUGAAGUUGAAUCGUCGCCUCGCAAGCUUCUUCACAUGACACAUACAGAUAAAAUACCAAUCACAAAUUUUCCUAAGGGAGGUCUGUCUUUUAAUGAAGACAGCAAUGAUUCUGAAGAGGAAAAUGAAGCAAAAUCUCUGAGUUUCAUUUCUGGAGUAGCGAAGGAAAGCUUCAACAAUGAAGAUGAUGAUGAGGAUGUGGAUGAGGAUUUAAAUACUACUCCCGGUAGUCGCUCCAGUCAUGAGAAUGUAGAAGCAGGCAGUGAUGAUGACGAUGAAGAUGAAGAGGAGGACAAUAAUGAUGCAGAUGAUGAUGAUGAUGAAGAAGAAUUAAGCAAAAGUGAGUCUAGUCUUGACUAUUAUGGGGCAGAGAGUGAUAGUAAGGAUGGCAGAGACUUCGAAGGUUAUUCCUUUUCAAGAAGUGCUGACAUUAUGAAUGAUGAUCAUGAUCAUUAUGGUGUGGUGAAGGAAGGCAAAGAUUUUAUCAUUGUCAGACGAGGAAAAAAAGUCAGUGAAGAAAAUGACAGCAAUAAUGACGAAGAUAGUGAAAAUGACACUGGCGAGGAAAUAGACAGUGAGAAGGAGGAAGCAAAAACUUUUGUGAGUGAAAAAGAUAUAGAAAUAGAGAAAAAAGAAAAGGAGGAAGAAGAGGAUAAUAGAGAGAGGGAGAACAAUGUGAAAGAGGUGGAGAACAAGGGGAGAGAGAUAGAAAAUAAAGAGAUGGAAUUGAAGAAGAGGGAGAUGGAGAUUAAAAGAGAGGAAAAAGUUCCAGAAAGAGAGAAGAAAAACAAGGAAAGUGAGAACAAAUUACAAGAGAAAGAUAUAGACACUAAGAGAGGGGAAGACGUUCAAGAGAGAAAGAUGGAGACCAAAGAGAGAGACAAAAAACUUCAAGAGGGAGAUAAGAUUGAGCCAAUGGAAGUAGAUGAAUUAAGAUCAGUACAAGAGGAAGAGGGAGGGAAUAUUGUUGGAUCACCAGAGAAAGAUGAUGCAGUUGAGAUGGAUGACAUGGAUGAGGAGAGCAGAUCAGAUGUUAUUGAGGCACAAGAUGAGACGAAGCAAGAUGAUAAGGACGAAGACAUGGAAUGUAUAGACAAGGAAGAGAGUGAUGGUUUCAGAGCUCCCGAGAAAGAGAAGAAGAUGGAUGUUGACGUUUUACUCAGGAGGGAAGAAAAGGGCUCUGAAAUUACCAAUACAGAAGGUAAGGAAGAUGUGGAUGCUGAAACCCCAGAGUUAAAGGACGUGGAUGAAAUGGGAGUUAAAAGAAAGGAUGAAGAUGUUACAUUGUUCAAAACAGAGGAAGUCAAGAAAAAAGAUGUUGAGAAAGAGAAGCAUAUGGGUAUAGAUAUGAGAGAGAAUAGAGAAGUUGUAAAGACUAAACAAGGUGUAGUGCAUAAACAAGAACAAGAAACAGAGGUUAUGGAGUAUAAACAAGAAAAUGGUGGGGGCACAAAGAUAGAGGGUAUUAAAGAUACUUCUGUAGAGGAGAAGAAAGACAAAAAUGCUGAAGUUGUGGAGAGAGGGGGAAAAAGAAUUGUUAAAUGUAUAGAAGUAGAAGAAAAAGGUGUAAAAGUUUUGGACAACAAGGAUCAUAGCAGUGAUGUCGUUGUCGAUACAGACACUGACAUGAUAGAGUCAAAGGCUCGGGAGGUGGAGACACCGAAGAGGGAGAAAGCCAGCGAUACUUCAGACACAGACUCAGACACACAAAACACCGUGCUCUUUAAGAAAUCAAAAGUAGCAGAUAUUACUAGCUCUGCAUCAUCAGGAAGAGGAGGAUCAGUGUCCCAGACUUCAGGACGGAUCCCUGUGAGGGUUGAAGAUGUCUACACUGACUCAGAAGAGGAGGAGGAAGAAGAAAAUAGCGGAGAACUAAAUAGGAAUAUGGACAAAAAUGUAAGUGAUAUCCCUGCCACCAGUGAGACUGACUCUGUGGAUCCUGAAGAUCAGAAAGACAGUAUGUCAUUACCUGGUAGCUCACGAGCAAGUAGUCUGGAGCCUAUCCAGACUCCUUUCCACAUAAGUAUGAAAGCUUUACUUGAAAGGAGUUCUCCUUCAACCCUCAGUCAGAAGUCUCUACAGUCCCCAGGGACACCAACAGUUCGUGCCACUCGACCAAGGAAAUGUUUGAAAAAAUCUUUUAAUUUAGAGGACUGUAAGAAGGCAUUUGAACAAGGAUGGAAGCGUGAGAUUGUGUUCCGUGCAACUGUUGACCCUAAUAAGAGUAGUACCAAAGCUGAUAUAUAUUAUUAUGCUCCAAAUGGCAAGAAACUACGAUCAAGAGUGGAGAUUGAGGAUUACUUGUUCCGACAAGGGAUAAAAAAUCUCACUUUGGAUAAUUUUACAUGGAUUAAAGAGCCCUUAGGAGUUUGUGAAGAGUAUGAACAGAUUCGCCAUGCUUCAAGAAGUAUGACAGGUAGUAAUCGUGGAAAAUUAGGCACACCAAAUGCAAGUGCGGGAGGCACACCAAAUGCAAGUGCGGGAAGCACACCAAAUGCAAGUGCGGGAGGCACACCAACUGCAAGUGCGGGAGGCACACCAAAUGCAAGUGUGGGGGCCACACCCACUGAUGUGCCUAAGACUGAACCUUUCAUCUGUGCUCAAGUAGAAAUGCAGACACCACCACCACCACCACCAAAGAAAAAAAGGGGAAGGCCUCCCAAAAUUUCUAGUGAAAAGCCUGUAAAACGAGCCAGAAUGAAGAUCACACCUAUUAUACCACUGAGUUUGAAAAAAGGAACAGACUCCAGCCCAGGGGUCAAGGGAGCCUAUCCCCAUACUCCUGUGUCAGUCAAGCCAAUAAAUGUCCCGAACACUCAGCCAAAAUGCACAUCACCCAUCCCACCCUCGACUACUCUUGGAACUCCAGUGAACAAAAGCUGGAAGCCUGUCAUAACCCUAGCAAGCCCAACAAAUGUGGGGAGCAGUACAACUCAGCGACCAAUUCAGCCAGCUCCUGCCAAGACUGAGGAGGCCUCCAAUAAAUUUUCGAAAAGCCAUAUUGUAUACACUACCAAGAUCUGCAAUGAACGAAAAUUGACAUCCAAAAUAUUAACACCAAUGUUAACAGGCGAGGCUCGUCAACGGACCUUCCAUUGCACAGGACACUGUCCUAUGGGUGGUGGGAUGGUGCCGUGCCUUCACUGUGUCAAGUGUCUGUGCCUCUUUCAUCCAGAAUGCACCUUCAUGUCACCUAUCACAGUUAACCUUAUCCAGGCUGGAGCUGCCAAGUUCCUGUGUCCAAAUUGUUACCGAGAGAUGAAGGAGACUGCUGGAGCGAGCAGUUGGGUACCACCUAAGCCAUUUGAACCUCUGGCUUAUGACCCGGCAUCCGAAGACUCUGAAAGCGAGGGUGACAAGAUGGACAGGGAAAUAUCAAUUGAGAAUUAUAUUCACGUAAAUCUUCGACCAGAGUCACCGCUCACGCCCCCCACAACACCUCCUUCACAAGGCUAUAAAGGUCUGGAGGAAGCAGCAGCUAAAAUAUUUAGUGCAUCACAAGUAUCAAAGCCUUGUGAUACUGCAACAACAACAAUACAGAGUAUGCAGAGUCAGAGUGUACAACAAGUAGGAUCUGACCCUGCAAAUUUGGUGAGCAACAGUGCAGGUGUUAUGGGAGGAAUUCACCCCAACAUAGCUGGGAAUCAGCUGCUUCAACUACAGGCCCCAGGAUCUAAUGCUGCACGCUUCCUCCUUGUUCGUACUGGCGCCAAUGGAGAGAUGGUUCCAAUACAAGGAGGUCCUCAUUUAGGGAUGCCUAGAGGAAUACUACUGCCACCUGGUAUUGUUGGUGGGCAGAUGCCUUUCAUGAUAGCUGGAUCUUCACCUCAGCAACAGCAUACUACAACAGCACCAUUCAUGUUAAACUCUAUGCAGCAACAGCAGCAGCAGCUGCAACAGCAACAUCAGCUGCAACAACAGCAGCAGCAGCUGCAGCAGCAACAGCAGCUGCAGCAGCAACAGCAGCAGCUGCAGCAGCAGCAGCAGCUGCAGCAACAACAGCAGCUGCAGCAGCAACAGCAGCUGCAACAGCAGAAGCAGCAGCAACAGCAGCAGCAGUUGCAGCAGCAACAGCAGCAAAUUAUCACCCCUCUCAUGUUGCAGCAGCAACAAGUUGCAGCUUCCAUUAUGUUGUCCGGUUCUGUACAACAGCAGCAACAGCAGCAGGUUUCAACCCCUCUCAUGUUGUCUGUCCCAGGCUCGGUACAACAACAACAACAGAUUGCUGCCUUAAUUCAGCCGGGACCACCCGUUAGGCUGCACCCACAAGAAAAGUCACAAGAAAAACAGCAAAAUUCAACAGCAAAAAGUCAUACACGGUCGAGAAGUCAGUAUUUCCUUCGUGAUCUGAGCCAGAGUUACCGGGUGCUUGUUCGUGUUUUCAAGUACCUGUCUGUGAAGGAUCUGUUGAUGGCAUCCAGAGUAUGUCUUCUGUGGCGAGAUUUAGCAUAUAGCCCGUCUCUCUGGGGGACAGUUCGUUUGCGAAAUGUAUGUGUCCGUGAUUGGCACGAAUUAGCUCGUUUCUUGGAGAGACGCAACACAAGAAAUAUUGAUCUACGGAAAAUGGUGUUCAGAGAAAAGCAAAGCCAAGAGAACAUUAAGAACAACAAAGAAGAGAGAGAGGAGUUAAGUGCUCCUUCAGGAGAACAGUCAGUAGAACUCGGAGAGAUCACUGUUUCUUGCCCCUCAACCCCAUCAUCAGUGAGCAAAGGUUUGUCAGAAAGAGAGAAAGAUACUAAAGAAAAUGAGAGUGCUGAUGAUACAUGUACUUCAGAGUCACCCAGGGAUAAAAACAUGAAGGGAUCACCUUGGGAAAUCAAACAAGGUGCUUCUCUUAAUGCAUCACCUAAAAUGAAGACACAAGACAAGACAAGAGGAACUAUAAGUGGCUCUGAUGGUCAAGAGGAGGACACAGCUGAGGUAGUACCAAGCCCUGAUAGUCUUACUCAGAAGUCAACUUCAGAAACUGAUGGAGUUGCUGAAAUACAAGACAUGCAGAAAUUUGAAAAAGAUGAGGAGAAGAUGGAGUGUGAUGAUGAUGAAGCUCCAGCAAAAAAAAGAGAGAGAAUAACAAAAGGUGUUCAAGAAAAGGAUUCUGGAGAAGAACUGAGAACAAAGAAGACUGACAAAGAGGUUUGGAAAGACAUAUUUGAUGCAUUAGGAACUAUGCACUGCUUGAGAAGUGUAAUACUUCCCCAUUGUGAGGGGGAGGUCCUGCAGAUGAUGCUCACAAGCUGUAAAUACCUCACUAAAGUUUGUGCUACAGAAUUUCGCUCAGCGUCGGGUACUGCUAAGUUUGAUCCAGCUUACCUGAUGGAAGCCCCAGACUUAGAGGAGUUGCGAAUUGGCUCUUCACGGGGUUUCUGCCUAACCACAAACUUCAAUUUUAUCAAACUACAGAAACUCAGAGUGUUAGUGAUGAGAGGCUUGAGUGGGACUUCUUGGCCUUACCUUGGUACUAACCUCAUGUCUCUUCACGUUGGUCCUGUCAAAAACUUUUCUGCACAAACCUGGAGUAAUAUUGGCAGCAUGAGAAAUUUGAGGGCACUGUGGCUUGAGGACGGAGGAUAUGUUAAUGAUGCUAUCAUUUUUGAUGCCUUGAGUCGGCUCUACAAACUCCGUCGAUUGUGUCUCUUCAAUUUCACUGUUGGUCCUAAGUUAGGAUAUGCAUUGAAAAAAAUAUUCCCCCUUGAACGGUUGUUUGUCCUACCAGCACCUUCAGAGGAUGGGGACAUCAGCACACAGCACGGCAACAUGCUAGCAUUAACAGAAACUCUGCGUCAUGUUGAUGAGAUUGUGUGGGCCAUACGAACUCAAGAUAUUCAAUCUCAUUGUGAGAUUGACCACAUAGAAAUGUGUCCCACAAAAGCAAAGAUGUAUUCUGGUUUUACAAGUAGUGAUGAUGGUAGUGCUAAUCUGUGGACACUACAGCGUCUUGAAACAGUGGUGAAACGUCACCUUCCAAGAACUAAAGUUCGCAUAUUGAAGUUGGACACUACAGCAGCAACUCGGAUGGCUAUGUCUACCUUGUAAUUUAAUACUUUGCCUAUCCAAUUUACUUAUUAUAGUAACUACAGUGUUCUUACUUGUGUAUACAAUAGAGCCUUGGUUUUUGCACUAAAUAUGUUUCUAUUUGGGGAAAAUUUGCAUCAGAUUUAAAUGCAACCCCAAAGCAUAAAUAUAUUUUUACAAAAAUUCAAGAUACUUUAAUGUACUGUAUACAGUAGUAUUUUGUAAUUUUUAUAAAAAAAAAAAAAUCUCAACGUAAUAGAAGAACCUGGCAGAAAGUGGUAGAGAAGGGACACGGUAAAAAUUUUAUUAGAAUGAUCAGCAUUAUGUGUGAGUGAAUCUCAAGCUGGUAAUGUGUUUAUACUGUACAUCUUUUGUGUGGGUUGUCAAGGUAGCCCAUGGAUACUCUGUAAAAAUCUGAAUUUUACACAUCACUGUCCCUGGUGUAUGCAAAAUACUGAAGUUGUAUUGUACAAGUGAUAUCUCCAUUAGCCAGAACAAUUGGUGCAGAGCACUUUCGGGAAUGAGAGAUUCCGGGAAAUGAAACGACUCUCGAACCCGGAAAAAGUCCCCCAUCCCUGGAAUUUUCUGGGUAUCGGAAAAAUUUUCUCGGAAUUUCCUGAAAAUGCGCCUGAUUUCCAUCUCUCAAACCCGGAAAAAAUUCCCCCAUCCCCAGAAUUUUCUGGGUAUUGGGAAAAUUUUCUCAGAAUUUUCCAAGAAAAUUUCAAUUCCAGCUUCAGUAUUGGAGAGAAGAAAACACGAAGUAACUUAUAUGUAACUUAUAUUAUCCUGGACAGAAUUACUAGAUUCACUUGUCAAAUCUUGAGGAAAGUCACCAUAUUCACUACUAUCACUUUUACUAUGCCUUGGAAGGUCUCCCUUGUCUCCCAUAUCAAAAUUAAUGGUAUAAAUUUCCUUCUAUGCAGGCAGAAGAUGUAUGUCUUGAUUCAGCAUGUCUGAGCCGCCUAAGGGCAGUUGUCAGAAGCCUUUACAAAGAUGUUUAUGGGGUUUAUCCGCCAUUUAUUCUUGGAGGUGCAAUUAUUUUUGGGGGGAUUUGUCUGGUUUUUAGAUAUGUUAUGUGGGAUUGUAUAAAUCAAAGGUCCUGUAAGUCUGAAUGAAAAUUGCCAAAUAGUUUCUGAGAGAAAAAAUGCAUAUGUUUUGUUUUACAGUGAUCCUAUAAUUUGAUUUUUUUAUCUCUAUAACCAAACAAGAUAUAUUAAAAUUCUCUUGAUCAUAUUGUAGCUGUACAUAUUAUGAGGACUGUUUUGGAAACACAUUUGAUGAAAAACAAAGGAGUAGUGUCAUUAUUUUAGAUUAUUCUCAAUACUUUUUGCAUAAAAGUAAAAAAAAAAUUUGCUGUACCUAAUUGAGAUAUCAGAAAUGACUUCAACCAGAAUGUUUCCCUGUCAUUGCCCUAUACACUCAUAUAUUAUUUUUUAAAUUUGGAUGAAAAUUAAUAGCAUACUGUACUGUAGUUGAAAUUCAAAUAACAGUACAGUAAGUCAUCGCUUAACGUCGGGGUUAUGUUCCUGAAAACGCGACGUUAUGCAAAACAACGUUAAACGGAUCAAUUUUUCCCUUAAGAAAUAGAUAAAAUAUGGGAGUUACGUUCCUGAGCCUCCCUUUGCCCCA
Molecule: messenger RNA, 8795 nt
Organism: Homarus americanus (American lobster)
Lineage: Eukaryota; Metazoa; Arthropoda; Malacostraca; Decapoda; Nephropidae
Exons: 23
Coding region: 969-7187 (2072 amino acids)
Molecular function (GO): protein binding; DNA binding
Source: RefSeq, a predicted model, not a curated record